AUGGCAUCUAGUUCUGCUCCAAUUUCUACUCCAGUUUUCAACGGUGACCAGUACCAUGUUUGGGCUGUCAAGAUGAAAACAUAUCUGAAGGGCCAUGGCUUGUGGCAAUAUGUGGAAGAGGAGAAGCAAGUUCCCCAUCUUGGACCCAACCCAACGCUGAACCAGGUAAGAGCUCAUGAAGAAGAAGCAGCCAAAGCUCCAAAAGCAUUAUCUUGUAUACAUUCAGCCAUGACAGAUCAGGUCUUCCCCAGGAUCAUGGCAUGUGAGACACCUAAACAAGCCUGGGACACUCUCAAGGAGGAGUUUGGAGGGAGUAACCAAACAAGAAAUAUGCAGGUUCUAAACUUGAGAAGAGAAUUUGAAGUACUCAAGAUGCAGGAGACAGAAUCUGUCAAGGAAUAUGUGGACAGACUCAUGGCUGUGGUGAACAAAAUCAAGCUGCUAGGGGAAGAACUAACCGAUCAGAGAGUGGUGGAGAAGGUCCUGGUCAGCUUACCUGAGAGGUUUGAAGCAAAAAUUUUGUCCUUAGAGGACUCCAAAGAUCUGUCCCGAAUCAGCUUGGCUGAGCUGGUUCAUUCACUUCAAGCCCAGGAACAAAGAAGGUCAUGCAAGCAGUAUGAACACAUAGAAAAAGUGUGUAAAAGGAAAGGAAAUCAGCAGGAGCAGCAGGCUGCAGUGGUGGAGGUCCAGCAACCAAAUCCAGAAGCAGAACAACUCUUCAUGCUUCAUGCACAAACCACAACAUAUGUGAUGAUGUAUGGCUGA
Messenger RNA from Pistacia vera, 765 nucleotides. RefSeq lists its product as uncharacterized. Lineage: Eukaryota; Viridiplantae; Streptophyta; Magnoliopsida; Sapindales; Anacardiaceae. The coding region runs from base 1 to 765 and encodes 254 amino acids. The transcript has 2 exons. The record is from RefSeq and is a predicted model, not a curated record.